Molecule: messenger RNA, 2991 nt
Organism: Prinia subflava (tawny-flanked prinia)
Lineage: Eukaryota; Metazoa; Chordata; Aves; Passeriformes; Cisticolidae
Gene: F3
Product: coagulation factor III, tissue factor
Exons: 6
Coding region: 56-1198 (380 amino acids)
Biological process (GO): cytokine-mediated signaling pathway; blood coagulation
Cellular component (GO): plasma membrane
Molecular function (GO): protein binding; cytokine receptor activity
Source: RefSeq, a predicted model, not a curated record
GGGUGGUACAAGUGACUGAUGAUAACCAACAGGCCGGGGGACACGGACCGCAGCCAUGCCCAGGUGUGCCCUCACGUCCAGCUCGGCCUGCGCCGGCGGACGCCGUGGCGGGGCUGGGCCCGCGGGACACGCCAGUCCCUCCGCGCCCCUCCCCUCCCUUUCCUCGAAGAUCCCCCGCUGUGUUUGCUCUACCCGGCGGGGCCCGAGCGCUUCCGCCGCGCUCCGUCCCCUCGCCCCCGCUGGGCGGCCCCGGGGCGAGGCCUCUGUCCCGCCUCUGCGCUGCCCUGCUCCAUAUAUGCCGGCGGCGGCCGCCCGCCACAGCUCCCUCGGCGCGCCCAGGAUGCUGCGCGCCGCCCCGCGACAGGCGCUGCUGCUCAGCGCGCUGCUGUGGCGCCUGGCCGCCGCCGGCAAUGUCAAUAUAACAACAGCAGUCAAUAUAACUUGGUCUUCAAUCAAUUUUAAAACUAUACUACAGUGGCAACCAAAACCAUCAGACUACUUCUAUACUGUAGAAAUACAUGGACAGACAUCUGACGUAAAGAGAAAAUGCAUACUGACCUCAGAAACAGAGUGUGACGUUACCGACGCGCUCAGGGACGCGAAGGAGACGUACACCGCUCACAUCCUGUCCGUAAAGCCUGCCCAGAUGGACGACUUUGAGGAGCCGCCUUUUGCAGUCUCUGAAAAAUUUACACCUUAUAGUCACACUAUUAUUGGAAAACCAGAGAUAAAGGAUUAUUCACAAAAAGGUUCCAAACUGAAUGUCGUGUUCAAAGAUCCACUUACACCGUACAGAUUUCCUAAUGGAAGCUUUCAAAGUAUUCAAGAUAUUUUCCAGCAUGACCUGGAAUACAAACUCUACUAUUGGAAAGAUCAAAGUUCUGGAAAGAAAGAUGUAACAACAAAAAGCCAUAAUUUUGAAGUAAAUGUUGACGGUGGAAAGAACUAUUGUUUCUAUGUCCAGGGAAUCAUUCCCUCCCGCAGAGAAAACCGUAAUGGCCAAGAAAGCAUGGUGCUCUGCACCAGUGUAGGAAGGAAUAUCUUAGAUGAAUAUGGAACAGAAGUCUUUAUCAUCGUAGCAGUGAUAGCAGUUGCAGUCAUCACUCUUGCCAUUGUCCUUCCAGUGGUUCUGUGUAAACGCAAGAAAGCAAAGAAAGCAAGAGCUGUGAGAGAAAAGGAGCUGCUUAAUAGUGUCUAAGGAAAAAAGUAUCGCAGACACUAGUGGCACUGCCAAAGCAGAAAAAUCCCCAACAACAAAAGAACCUAAAUCGGGUAAUUGGGUGAAGCCUUUCAGGCUCUCUGGAACCAGAAUUCUGAAGCCCAAACUUUAUGUGGAUUAAAAAAUCCACUAGACAGUACAGACGAAAAAUCCAGAUCUCAGGAAGCCCUGUGUCAUUAGUGGCGAGAGGCUGGAAGAGCAUUCUGGUGAUCUGUUACAGUCAUAGAAUUACAGAAUGUGCUGAGUUGGAAGGGACCCACACAAUCAUCGAGUGCAAGUCCUGGCCCAGCACAGCACCAUCUCAGCCCUGUGCCUGAGAGCAUUGUCCAACAGCUUCCUGACUCUGUCAGCCUGGUGCUGUGACCACUGCCCUGGGGAGCUGUUCCAGUGCUCAGACACCCUCUGGGUGAAAACCUUCUCCCUGAUACCCAACCAAAACCUUCCCUGACUCGGAUGCUGUUUUUUUGAGUCCUGUCACUGGUCCCAAGAGAGAAGAGAUUGGAACUUGCCCCUCUGCUUCCUUUGGUGAGGCUGUUGAAGACCACAGUGUCUCCCCUGAGUCUCCUUUUCUCCAGGCUGACCAGACCAAGUGACCUCAGCCACUCCUCAUGCAGCUUCCCUUCCAGACCCUCACUGUCCUUGUGACCCUCCUUUGGCCCCUCUCUAAGAGCUCAGUGUCAGUUUUAUGUUGUGGCAGUCAAACCUGCCCCCAGCCCUGGAGGCGAGGCCGCCCCAGCGCAGAGCAGAGCAGAGGGGACAGUCCCCUCCCUCGCCCCGCUGGCAUUGCUGGGCCUGAUGUCCCCAGGACACGCUUGGCCCUGCUGCUGCCAGGGCUGACUCACACCCAGCCUUCCCCUGAGCAGGACCCCAGGUCCUUUCCGGGGCACUCUCAUUCCCCAGGCUGUCUGUACAUCCAGGGCUGCCCCAUCCCAGGGCCAAACCCUGCAGUUUUCCCUGUAGAACUUCCUAGGGUUGGUGAUUGCCCAUCUCUAAAUUGUCAAAGGUCUCUUUGCAGAGAGAUUGCUCCUAGGCUGUUCCCAAGCCCCUUCUACUGUCCUGUCAAACAGGAUUCUGAACUAGAGGUACUUUUAACUUGAUCACUAUGGCCUUAUUGAGCCAGAAAAUUUACGGUACGUGUGAGGGGAAAAAACACUACUUUUGAAAAACAGGUGUCCUUUACCUAACCAAAAGGAACAUUUUUCUGUUUCUAUGAAACAAACCCUGUAUUUAUCUGCCUUUUAACAAUAUUAACUGGUGAAAUGAUCUGUUAGUUCAGAUGUGACAAAUUAUUUCUGCACUUCUUGGAUAAAAUUAAUUUGGUCUAUCUUUGGCUGUAGACAAAGGUAAACAAACUGAAACUACUCCACUGGCAACUUAUAAGAAACACUAUUAAAGCAGGUACUUGCUAUUUAUCUGGAAUGUAUAUCCAAUUACACUACACCUAGAUUUAUAUAGACAGGGGAGUCUGAUAGUUCCAAGUAAGUGUUAAAACAAAUACUUUGUAGGCUUUGAGUCAGUAGUAACUCACUUCAGCAAGCACUGAAUAGGUAGCAGUAUUUACUGCAUUUUGAACAUCUUUUUUAAUUAAACAGGUGAUGAAUGGUUUCUGUGGUAUAGAUUCAAAUCAUCUUGGUGAUGGGAUUUGGAGAUACCUCUUGCUUUGACUUUUAGUAUUUAUUUUAUAAAUGAGACUCUAAUUUUUAUACUGGUGUUAUCUGUAUUUAUGAUGGUAAUUUAUACUUUUCUAGUGAAAUAAAGGUGACUGGAAACAA